AUGAACAACAAGGCAGGGCUCCUUGAGCCGAAGGAAGAGGAUGGUCCGAUGCUGCCAGUGGCCAACCCUGAUCUGGAUGGGAAAUAUCCUCCAAAGGCGAAGCCCUCGGUCCCCGCAGCGGUCUAUGUAGUAUCUUGGAUCUCCCUCAGCUCCGCAGUCAUCCUCCAUAACAAAUGGCUCCUCGACAGUCUCAAUUUUCGUCUCGCCGCCCUCCUAACCCAGAUCAUGGCACGAUGGACAACCCUCCUCGAUAGCCGGCACAAGAUCAAGAUGACUCCCCAAGUCUACAUGCGCGCCAUCCUCCCCAUCGGCAUAACCUUCAGCUUCAGUCUGAUAGGCAGCAACCGCGCCUACCUCUACCUCUCGGUCGCCUUCAUCCAGAUGCUCAAGGCCACCACCCCCGUAGCCGUGCUCCUAUCCGGCUGGCUCCUUGGCGUUAGCCGCCCCAACCUCAAAGUCUUGCUCAAUGUCUCCAUCAUCGCUUUCGGUAUCCUCCUUGCUUCCAUUGGAGAGAUCGACUUUGUCCCCAUCGGCGUGUUCUUCCAGCUGGGAGCCGUCGUGUUCGAGGCUACUCGUCUUAGCAUGGUUCAAAAGUUACUCACCGCCGAGUUCAAGAUGGAUCCUCUUCUCUCCAUCUAUUACUAUUCCCCCAUCUGCGCUGUCCUCAAUUUCAUUGUCGCCUUGAUCUGGGACAUUCCCAAGGUGACCGCCGCCGAAUUCGCCAAUGUUGGCUUCUUCAAUUUCGCAAUUAGUGGCAUGUUUGCCUUCUUUCUCAACUUGGCCGCCGUCUCACUCAUCGGCAAAACUUCAGCCGUAGUUCUCACCCUCUGCGGUGUCCUCAAAGACAUUCUUCUCGUCACGGCCUCCAUGAUCAUCUGGGGCACCGAAGUAACCGCCCUCCAAGCCUUUGGCUACUCGAUAUCCCUCUGCGGCAUCAUCUACUACAAACUCGGGUACGAUGCCGUCAAGAAAUUGUUUGUCGACGCUGGUAGCUCUGUCUCCUCCCUUGGCGCGAGCAAACCUCUCUUGCGUCGCGCUUCCUUGGUUGCGGGCGUAUUGCUCAUUGUCUACUUGUUGCUACGGAGCUUUAGGCCGUAUUCUCCGUUUGAUCGGGAUACCAUGCUAACAAGCUCUUCAUGA
This is a messenger RNA of Scedosporium apiospermum, 1140 nucleotides long. RefSeq lists its product as uncharacterized. Bases 1 to 1140 code for a protein of 379 amino acids. The transcript has 4 exons. Gene Ontology annotation, cellular component: endosome; Golgi apparatus; trans-Golgi network. Gene Ontology annotation, molecular function: antiporter activity. The record is from RefSeq and is a predicted model, not a curated record. NCBI's taxonomy places the organism in Eukaryota, Fungi, Ascomycota, Sordariomycetes, Microascales, Microascaceae.